Molecule: messenger RNA, 2433 nt
Organism: Phymastichus coffea
Lineage: Eukaryota; Metazoa; Arthropoda; Insecta; Hymenoptera; Eulophidae
Exons: 1
Coding region: 1-2433 (810 amino acids)
Source: RefSeq, a predicted model, not a curated record
AUGGACUCAGCGAGGCAUCAGACUACAGUCUUCAUUUAUGACCCUACCAGAAAGGCACUGAUCAAGUUGAACGCUUUCGUUCUGCGCGCCAUAAGCAUCGUCACCCCUUCGGAGCCGUUCAGUGGUCGAUUCGACGAGUUGCGACGGAGUCUGGUCCUUGCCGACCCGACCUUUGACCAACCGGGCCAAGUAGACGCCGUGAUGGGGGCGGAUGCUUAUCACUUCAUUAUGAGCACGGGCCUUCAGCAUUGCGGCUCUUUGCUCGCCCAGAACACCAUCUUUGGAUGGACGCUAACGGGACGCAUAGAUGUAUCGGCAACGCAGAAACAUCUCGUCACCUCUAAAGCCUGCGCGACCACUGUGCAGGUCAACGACGAGCUCAGCCAUGAGAGGCUCCUGGCGCUCGUCCAAAGAUUCUGGGCACUGGAGGAGAUUCUCGUAGCCAAACGCGUCUCUGCAGCAAACCUGGAGUGCGAGGAGAUCUACACUCGGGGAGUAUGUCGAGGCCAAGACGGAAGAUACGUCGUACGACUACCACUGAAGCCCGAAGUUGUCGCCCUGUUGGGAGAAAGUUUGCCGCAAGCACGAUCAACCCUCGUAUCGAUGCAGCGACGUAUGCAACGAGACCCAGAGUUGCGCAAAAAUUACUGCGAGUUCAUGGAGGAGUAUGCUCGACUCGGACACAUGCGAGCCUUGACCGCGGAGGAACUCGGUGGAAAUUCGGGACCAGCCUACUAUAUCCUACACCACGGAAUAUGGCAGCGCAGUGACAAGGGACGCAAACUUCGAGUCGUGUUCAACGCCUCUCGACUCACCACCUCCGGGCCGAGCCUCAAUGACGCCCUUCAUUCGGGACCGAAGCUGCAAAGCCAUAUUUCGUCCGUCAUUACCAGAUGGCGACGCCACCGUGUCGUAUUUUGUGCUGACGUACAGAUGAUGUUCCGGCAAGUCCGAGUUGACGAGAGGGACAUUCACCUCCAACGAAUUGUCUGGAGUCCCUCUGCAGAGGCUCCCGUUCGUCACUUUGCCCUGCAGACAGUCACUUAUGGGACAGCCUGUGCCCCGUUCCUUGCACUGCGAACGAUGCAGCAGUUAUGUGCUGACGAGGGAGAGAACCUUCCUUUGGCCAGAAAGGUGUUAGAAAGGGACCUCUAUAUGGAUGACUUCCUGAGUGGAGGUCAUGAUCUCGAGACUGCCAAACGAAUCCGCGAUCAACUCGUUGAGCUGCUUAAGGCGGGCGGCUUCCACCUCCGAAAGUGGGUUGCUAACGACCCGGAGUUACUAGUCGACAUCUCCACGGACGAUAGGCUCAGACCGAGUUGGGUCAACUUUUCGACGGGUGGUCCAGUCAGCGAAUUGGGAGUCACCUGGGAUCCGUUGGCCGACUGCUUCAGACUCCGAGCCAUGCCUCCACUUACGAGCGGACCGCUCACGAAAAGGACAGCCCUGGCAGAGUUGGCCAGCAUUUUUGAUCCUGCCGGCUGGCUCACGCCUCUCACCUUAGUCGCCAAGCUCAUCAUCCAGGAUCUUUGGAGAGCUAAAUUCGACUGGGAUGAGCCUCUACCCAAAUCGUGGAGCGAAAAGUGGCUCGACUUUCGCACUAGUAUGCAAGAGGCGUCAAAUGUAACCAUCGCCCGCUGGCUCGGACAUGGACCUGGGCGGGAGGUGCAACUUCACGCAUUCGCCGAUGCCAGUCGGCGAGCCCUAGCCGCCGUCGUGUACUCGCGCACCUCCAUCUCGAACUCGGAAUUCAGCAUCAACAUCAUCAGCGCAAAAUCAAAAUUAUCGCCCAUUCGAAGCCUACUUCCAGCCACCAGCACCCGUGCCAGAAUGACAAUUCCGCGGUUGGAGCUUCGUGCAACUCUCAUCGCCGCACUGCUGCUCCAGGACGUCGCAAUCGCCCUACAGGUGCCCAUGACUAACUGUCAUCUUUGGAGCGACUCGCAGGUCGCUCUCCAUUGGAUUCGGUCGGAGGACCCCGUGGGCAACGAUUUGAUCGACAAUUAUGUCGCUCAUAUUCAGGAGCUCACUGUCGGUGUCACCUUCCACCACGUGCCUACCGAAUGUAACCCGGCCGACAUCGCCUCGCGCGGCACUGUUGCGUCUCAGCUAGCUUCCCACCAACUCUGGUGGAAGGGACCAGAUUGGCUCUCGGCCCCUCCCCACCAUUGGCCAGAAGAGUCAGACGCUGGCAGCCCGCCGCCAGACAAAGAGAUCACCACGGCCUGCACAACAUCUCUGGUCGCGAAGGCGCAGCGCGGAUCUCCGCAGUCUCAUCUCUCUCGUUUCUCUUCCCUCGGGGCUCUACUAAGAGGCACAGUCCGUGCAAUUAGAUUACUGCGCGGCAAGCAGGGAACCAAGCCAGUGGCGCCAGUCACGGUCGCCGAGCUGCGACGGGCUUUUAUUUUGAGCGCCAGACUUUCUCAAGGCUAG